Staurois parvus is the source of this 377-nucleotide messenger RNA. The record is from the annotation of a GenBank genome assembly. NCBI's taxonomy places the organism in Eukaryota, Metazoa, Chordata, Amphibia, Anura, Ranidae.
CACUGAUGGGCACAGGUGGGUGGCACUGGUGGGCACAGGUGGGUGGGCACAGGAGGGUGGCACUGCUGGGCACAGGUGUGUGGCACUGCUGGGUGGCACUGCUGGGUGCACUGCUGGGCACAGGUAGGUGGCACUUCUGGGCACAGGUGUGUGGCACUGCUGGGUGGCACAGGUGGGUGGCACUUCUGGGCACAGGUGUGUGGCACUGCUGGGUGGCACAAGUGGGCGCACUGCUGGGCAUGGGUGGGUGGAACUGUUGGGUGGCACUGCUGGGCACUGAUCAGUGACCUGAUGAUCGGUGCCGAUCCCUGCUCUAACAGCCGUGUCAUUGGCCUUUUACCACAUCACGUGAUCAGCUGUGUCCGUAGGAGAGCGCA